AUGCCCGAUAAGUGGACGGAGAGGGAGGAACGAUAUUAUCUUGACCUCAUGAAAGACGGCCGCCGCCGCGGCCGUCAUGGAGAGAGAUUCAAGCCCGAAUUCUGGAAGGAGUGUGUUGUGAAAAUGAAGCAUCUCUUUCCUCACACCACCGCGGCGCGAUUGAACUCCAAGCGAACUGACUGGCGGCGGAAGUGGACUCGUUUCAUGAAACUAUAUCAAAAGACAGGCUUCGCAUAUAAUGAGGCAACAGGAUGGUUUGACGCCGAGGAAGAGAAUUGGAAUAAUCUGAAAGAUAGACCGUUAGCCGACUAUUACUACUUCAAGGAUAACCGAAUGAUAUAUAAGCAAGACCUUGAGAUCAUCUUUGGCAAGUCAACUGCCACCGGAGCCUUUGCACCCAGUCGUUUCGUUCAAGAUAACCAUGAAAGUGAUGAAGAGGAGAAGGAAGAGCAUGAUAUAACUCAAGAGGAGAUCGAUUCCGCGGAGCCUGUUGAAUGGCCAGACUCACCUGUUCCUGCGAUCAACACCCAACUGUUAGAGAGUCCUUUAACGGAGGAGAGCAACUUUCUCUCACAGAUUGAGGGCACUCAAUGCUUCUCGACAUUCAAAAAAACAGACCAACUCACUAGAAAAAGAGCGACUCGUUCACCAUCGUCCACCUCACUGUCCUCAACAAAUAUGGAACCUCCGGAAAAGAAGAGAAGGCCGAGAGACUCAGUUGCGGAGUUGGUUGAUAUUCUCCGUGAACGUCUAGCAAACGAACAAGAGGCGAAGAUGCAAGAGAGUUCUUCUUCGAGGCAACAAGCCGUCAAAUUUCUCCUUGAGAAUAUCGCUCUAGAGGAGGAGCAAAUGAUUGUCGCUGUGAAUGUUGUUGAUAGACGAUCAGAGAUAUUCCUUGAGUUAGGCAAGACUAGUCAAGAUCUUCAACGAGCAUGGUUAUUGCGUGAGAUAGCAAAGGAGGCGUAG
This is a messenger RNA of Rhinocladiella mackenziei CBS 650.93, 966 nucleotides long. RefSeq lists its product as uncharacterized. The transcript has a single exon. Lineage: Eukaryota; Fungi; Ascomycota; Eurotiomycetes; Chaetothyriales; Herpotrichiellaceae. The record is from RefSeq and is a predicted model, not a curated record. Bases 1 to 966 code for a protein of 321 amino acids.